AUGAUACCAUUAUUAUUGUCUCUCGGCACGCAUGUCGUGGCCAAUGCUUUGGCCGUUGGCAAGUCGGGCUGUCCGCUACACUUGACUGUCGGCGGCGCCGUUUCUGGUCCCGUGGGCCAAAUCGCCAGCGGUCAGGCCAGAGCAGGCACGGGCAUCGAGGCGGCAACGUUUGAACUUCGUGGGAGCCAUCUGGUUGAUUCCCAUGGCCGGGGCUGUUGGUGGACCCCUCCCACAGGUAUUCUGCAGUGCGACGACGGACAGAAGCCGGACAACGGAUUCACGAUUGGCUGCGACGGCACCGUCCACUACAACAACCAAACAGCCUUCCACGAAUGCGGGACAGCGGACCGGGAUCAGCACAACAUCUACCUCGAACCCAAGGGCGUCAACUGUGCGCCAGCGGCGCUCAAGGCAGACUCGUGCGCCCAAGCCAACUGUUCCUCUUCGCCGCCAAUGACGAAGCCGGCGCCGACGCCCCCAAAGACUUGCCCUGCAGACCUCGGCGGGCCCUUUGAGUUCCCCCACCUCAUCGUGCCCGUGGACAGGGCUCAGCCCGACAGGGUUGCCGGCACGUCCUACUUUGGCGAGGCGUCGUCGACCGUUUCCUCCAUCUUCAACUUCGACAUCCCCUCUGGCGACCGUGGCAAGAGCUGCAGCCUUGUCUUCUUGUUUCCCCAGCAGAGUCAUCUCGACACAUCCUCGUCCACUGUCGCCGGCACCGGCCAGUUACAGUUCACAGCGCUCCGGUCUGCCGCCUCGAAGAAUAGCACGUACAACACCAAGCCGGCCGAGGACCGGUCCUUGCUCAACGUGACCGCGGUCCCGGGAAACAACUACACCGUCGACUCGUUUGACUGCCCCGCGGGCCAGCAAGUCACCAUUGAGAUGUCGGCUGCCGAGCACACCAGUCUCAGGUACUUCCAGGACUCUAAUUCAUCGCCCAUCGGGCUGUACAUUACCAAGUGCUAG
Molecule: messenger RNA, 969 nt
Organism: Hirsutella rhossiliensis
Lineage: Eukaryota; Fungi; Ascomycota; Sordariomycetes; Hypocreales; Ophiocordycipitaceae
Product: GPI anchored cell wall protein
Exons: 2
Coding region: 1-969 (322 amino acids)
Source: RefSeq, a predicted model, not a curated record